Messenger RNA from Cariama cristata (Red-legged seriema), 2349 nucleotides. It is a transcript of the gene DCLK2, whose product is annotated as doublecortin-like kinase 2. The record is from RefSeq and is a predicted model, not a curated record. Lineage: Eukaryota; Metazoa; Chordata; Aves; Cariamiformes; Cariamidae. Gene Ontology annotation, molecular function: ATP binding; protein kinase activity. The transcript is spliced from 18 exons. Gene Ontology annotation, biological process: intracellular signal transduction; protein phosphorylation. The annotation marks the transcript as partial.
CUGCAGGCGCUCAGCUCGGAGAAGAAAGCCCGGAAAGCCCGCUUCUACCGCAACGGGGACAGGUACUUCAAGGGCUUGGUGUAUGCCAUCUCCACCGACCGCUUCCGCUCCUUCGAUGCCCUCCUCGCUGAGCUCACCCGGUCCCUGUCGGACAACGUGAACCUACCCCAGGGCGUCCGCACCAUUUACACCAUCGAUGGCAGCAAGAAGCUCACCAGCCUGGACGAGCUGGUGGAAGGUGAAAGUUAUGUAUGUGCAUCCAAUGAACCGUAUCGCAAAGUUGAUUACACCAAGAAUGUCAAUCCAAACUGGUGUGUGAACAUAAGGACUGGGUCCACUCGAUCCUUGACGUCUUUGACAUCCACAAAGAGUGAAGUGAAGGAGAGUAAAGAUUUCAUUAAGCCCAAAUUAGUGACUGUAAUUAGGAGUGGAGUAAAACCACGGAAAGCUGUGAGAAUUCUGCUGAAUAAGAAGACUGCUCACUCCUUCGAACAGGUCUUGACUGACAUCACAGAAGCCAUUAAGUUAGAUUCCGGUGUAGUCAAGAGACUUUGUACACUGGAUGGAAAGCAGGUGACGUGCUUGCAGGACUUCUUUGGAGAUGAUGAUGUCUUCAUUGCAUGUGGGCCUGAGAAAUACCGGUAUGCUCAGGAUGACUUCGUGUUGGAUCACAGCGAAUGCCGUGUUAUGAAGUCUUCUUAUUCCCGGUCAUCUGGCAUGAGGCAUAGUGGGUCCAAAAGUCCAGGACCUUCACGUCGAAGCAAAUCACCUGCCUCAGUAAAGAGGGGUGGCCACUACUCCAGUGCUUAUUCUUCAGCAAAAUCCCCAGUUAAUGGAACCCCAAGCAGUCAAUUAUCCACCCCAAAAUCUACAAAGUCCUCCAGUUCUUCACCAACAAGCCCAGGCAGCUUUCGUGGACUCAAGCAGAUCUCUCCCCAUGGCGGAUCUUCUUCCAAUGUGAAUGGUGUACCUGAAUCACUCCAUUGCCAGAGUCCCGAAGGUGUGAAUGGAAACAAGUGCUCAGGGUCCUCUACCAUUCUUGAGAAGUAUAAAGUGGGGAAGGUGAUUGGUGAUGGCAAUUUUGCUGUUGUAAAGGAGUGCAUAGAACGAUCCACAGGAAAGGAGUUUGCGCUGAAGAUCAUAGACAAGGCGAAAUGCUGUGGAAAGGAACACCUGAUUGAAAAUGAAGUGUCUAUUCUGCGCCGAGUGAAGCAUCCAAAUAUCAUUAUGCUUAUAGAGGAGAUGGACACCCCAUCAGAACUGUACCUGGUGAUGGAACUCGUCAAGGGAGGAGAUCUAUUCGAUGCCAUCACUUCUUCUACAAAAUAUACGGAGCGAGAUGGGAGUGCAAUGGUCUACAAUCUAGCCAGUGCACUCAAAUACCUUCAUGGGCUCAACAUUGUGCACAGAGACAUCAAGCCAGAAAACCUCCUGGUAUGUGAAUAUCCAGAUGGAACCAAGUCUUUGAAGCUAGGAGACUUUGGACUGGCGACUGUGGUUGAAGGCCCUUUGUAUACCGUCUGUGGUACACCCACAUACGUGGCUCCAGAAAUCAUUGCAGAGACAGGAUAUGGCUUAAAGGUGGAUAUUUGGGCUGCAGGUGUGAUCACAUACAUACUGUUAUGUGGAUUUCCACCUUUUCGCAGUGAAAACAACCUUCAGGAAGAUCUCUUCGAUCAGAUACUCGUUGGGAAGCUGGAAUUUCCUUCUCCCUACUGGGAUAACAUCACCGAUUCAGCAAAGGAGUUAAUCAGCCUGAUGUUACAUGUGAAUGCUGAAGCCCGAUACACAGCAGCACAGAUCCUAAGCCAUCCCUGGGUGUCAGAUGAUGCUUCCCAGGAGAAUAAUAUGCAAGCUGAAGUAACAGGUAAACUGAAGCAGCACUUUAAUAACACCUUACCCAAGCAAAAUAACACAUCUGCUGGGGUUUCUGUCAUCAUGAACACAGCUCUAGAUAAAGAGAGUCAGAUUUUCUGCAGCAAGCGCUAUCAGGACUCUGGUGGAGCUGGAAUGGCGAAAAUUUCUGCAAUUACUGCUGCAGCUGAUGAUCCUCACGUGGCUGGGUCCCAGACCCUCUUCCCUGCUGCUUCUGAGCCACUCCGAUCCCCCGCGCUCCCUGCCUCAGUAUCUCCCGAGUUUGCUGGGGAUCAGCCUGGUGCAUAGGACUGAUGAAACCAAAUCCAACGGGAGCUCCCUGCACUCUCGCCACCAUUUCUCUUCAUUUCACAAGACGGUUUGUUUUCAGUUUGCGUACACCCUCUCGUGGCAAGCGCAAGGCACGCUCUGUCACGGGAGACGGAUCUUCUAAUAGUGGGUGAGUGAACGUGCGUUGUGAGUGCCCUUUGCCCU